AUGUUUGAGCUCACGUUUUUGGGUUGUCUGGGUGGACCCAUGGAAGGGUCCACUUGCGCCUUGCUCGUAAAGCCUGCCACUAGCUCAUACCUUACCCUCAAGCCCGGUGAACUCCUUUGUAUCGAUGGAGGACUGGGUCUUGCUCUGCUCACUGAAACCAUCUAUCAUGAACAACGCACGUCUCAGCCGUACUCGAAAACCAUCGAGUUACUCGCCUCACAAACAAAUAUUAAGUCUCCCCAGGACAUUUGCGAGGCUGUUGUCACCACCCCUUUUGCCGAGAUUCAGGGACUGCCGUUUUAUGAAGCAAGAAAGAUAUUCAGCUGUUUGAGCAACUAUCUUAUCACACACCCUCACUUAGACCACAUUGCUGGCUUGGUGGUGAAUCUGCUGGGAUUUGAUGCUGAAAAUCCAAAAAGUGUUUACGGGCUGGAAGUUUGUAUGCUGGCAUUAUCAGCCCAUAUUUUCAACAAUAUUAUAUGGCCCGACUUGCCCCAACACAAGCUACUCCUGCUUAAUUCUGUUAACUACGAACAUCCUUUCAGUCCUCUGCAUGGAGUUUAUUCGGUCACCAUGUUCGAGUUGAGUCACGGCGUCAACUAUAAACUGCUGGCAUUCCUUAUCAAUUACAAACCGGCGGAUGCUAGAGAUAACGCCAGUGCUGAUCAAGAACACAUGUUACUCGUAUUCGGUGAUUUCGAACUGGAUAGGGUUUCUGGUGCUUCCACAAACAUUCAUGUUUGGCAACAAGUCGCUCCUCUUGUUGCUCGUGGUCAGCUUCGAGGUAUAGUUGUUGAAUGUUCUCAUGGGGACAGUCUCAAUGACAGUCUUCUCUUUGGCCACCUUAAACUGAGUGAUCUUAUUCAUGAACUUGCGACAUUUAAAGAGCUCAUUGAAGCUGAGGGUGGCUCUAUCAAUGGUCUCCAUGUUGUCGUUAAUCAUGUCAAAGACCUAGACAGCGAUGUCCGCUUACAAAUAUUGAAAGAAUUGCGUGAUGGUGCAAGUCUACAUCAAUUAGAUAUCAAGAUCCUGCUUCCUUUGAGUGGAGUAUCGCUUGUAAUAUAA
Molecule: messenger RNA, 1065 nt
Organism: Diutina rugosa
Lineage: Eukaryota; Fungi; Ascomycota; Pichiomycetes; Serinales; Debaryomycetaceae
Gene: PDE1
Product: 3',5'-cyclic-nucleotide phosphodiesterase PDE1
Exons: 1
Coding region: 1-1065 (354 amino acids)
Biological process (GO): cGMP catabolic process; negative regulation of glucose mediated signaling pathway; cAMP catabolic process
Molecular function (GO): 3',5'-cyclic-AMP phosphodiesterase activity; 3',5'-cyclic-GMP phosphodiesterase activity
Source: RefSeq, a predicted model, not a curated record